This is a messenger RNA of Rhodamnia argentea, 1546 nucleotides long. RefSeq names its product haloacid dehalogenase-like hydrolase domain-containing protein 3. The record is from RefSeq and is a predicted model, not a curated record. The coding region runs from base 597 to 1361 and encodes 254 amino acids. The transcript has 5 exons. Lineage: Eukaryota; Viridiplantae; Streptophyta; Magnoliopsida; Myrtales; Myrtaceae.
CACAGGCUCAGUCCCUGGUUUUUGGCUCCAUGUUUUGUUUUAUUUCCUUCUUUUAUAUAUUGUCUUAACGCAAACAUAGGUUGAUGCAUCCACUGAGCCCUUCUUCUCUACUCUGUUUCUUCCUCGUCAGUUGAAUAAUUAAAGACCCCCCUUUCCUUUUCUUGCUGGAAAGUCUUAAAAAACUGAAAAUUGCAUGUCUGGGGAUUAAUUAUCCCUUUACAUGACUCUCUCUCUCUUCCUUGUAUUGGAGUGGACGCUUCGAUGGUCAUAGUAAAUGUGGAAUCUCAAUCCCCAUCCACAUGCCAUGCUAAAUGUGUAGCUGAAGCCAACUUCUGGUAGCUUGUCGAUUUCUCCGAAGCAACUUGCAGGGAAAGUCGCCUCCUCUUCAGCUCCUUCCGCUUCUUCAGCUUCUGGACAGUAGACAGUUUUCCCUCUUAGAUCAAGACAUUGUGUGUUUUCAAUGAGUUCAUCACCGUCUUCUCAAUGCUUCAUUUGUAGAUGUGUGGGAACUCAAGUUACUUUAAGAGUUGAUUGUCCAAAUUUUUUUGGUUGACUUCAGAAUUUAUUCUAAAAGCCUUGUCCUCCCGAAUCUGCAUAUGACAAUCCUAUCCAAAUUCCGAUGCAUCACUGUAGAUGUCACCGGCACCCUCAUGGCCUACAAAGGGGAGCUUGGUGACUAUUACUGCAUGGCUGCCAAAUCAGUUGGUCUUCCGUGUCCCGACUAUAAACGGGUUCAUGAGGGCUUUAAACUUGCAUAUACAGAAAUGGCAAAGAACUAUCCAUGCUUCGGGUAUGCUGCCAAAAUGCCAAACAUUGUGUGGUGGAAAACAUGCGUGAGAAAUUCAUUUGUCCGGGCAGGUUAUGAGUAUGACGAGGAGACAUUUGAGAAGAUAUUUAGACGCAUAUAUGCAUCUUUCGGUUCAGCGGCUCCUUACACCGUCUUUCCAGACUCCCAACCAUUCUUGAGGUGGCUGCGUCAGAAAGGCCUUAAAGUUGGAAUUGUGAGCAAUGCCGAGUACCGAUACAAGGAUGUGAUUCUUCCAGCCUUGGGAUUAAACCAGGGUUUCGAGUGGGACUUUGGUGUAUUCUCAGGGCUUGAGGGUGUGGAGAAACCGGACUCUAGAAUUUAUAAAAUUGCCCUCGAGAGGGCUGGAAAUAUUGCACCAGAAGAAGCACUGCACAUCGGAGACAGCAUGCGCAAGGACUACGUGCCAGCAAAGAGCGUGGGGAUGCAUGCAUUGUUGUUAGACAGGUUCAAGACGCCUGAUGCCGAGGAAUGGAGGAAAUCCGGUGCAGUUGUGCUUCCCGACCUGGUGGCUGCACAAGAUUGGUUGUCCAGGGAUGAGCAAGUUCUGUUGUAGUUUUCUCCUUUUCUUUUGCAAAGAAACUACUGUUGUAUGUAUAGCCUCUCUGUUACUGGUAUUUGGCAGGAGGUGCCGUCCCCAUAUUUUUUUUUUUGGUCACUUUCUGCGACUUACAGUCUGAAGCAACAACUUUCUGAGCUUGAUAUCAAUGAACCUUGUGUAACAGAUAGGAAAUUACUUGA